GUCAGUAUAUACGCACUAUACACCUGAUCUCUUCCCGUGUUAAAGAUUUCUUGUUCUAGUAUAUCACUACAAUGGCUUAUGUCGGUAUUGACUGUCUGGCAGUAAUUGUCGCGUUGUCUCUGAGUGUCAUAGAAGUCGAAGGCCUGAACUGCAUGAACUGUAAGAACGUCACGGAUCCGACGUCGUGCCGUGAGUCUGCGUCUUGUCUCGGGACGACGCAGGCAUGUUUUACAUCGUCGAAGGCUGGCCUCUCAGGAACCAGAUAUGAUAUGGGCUGUGUUGACAAAAUUCAGUGUAUCCCGUCCGGGUUGGUGGGGAGGCGUGGGCUGACAGGGUGCUUCCAAUGCUGCUCCGACGACGAGUGUAACCUAAAUCUCUGUACUGGCGUCACAACGACGUCAUGUAGAGACGACGAGACGUUUGACUGUGCCCGCGUGAACUCCCUGUUUGACGUCUGUAAGGACAUUCACCACGCCAAGAUUGUCUGCCGCGCGUUCUGCGGUCUCUGUGAUCUCGUCGAUGGCCAGUGGAGUGGCUGGUCUGGUUGGUCGGGAUGUGAUGUCACGUGUGGACAAGGUAACAAUUCUCGGUCGAGGACGUGCUCCGAACCGCCCCCCGCUCACGGCGGGAUCAAUUGUUCCGGGGACGGUGUGGAGGCACGCCCGUGUUCUAGGGAGCCCUGUCCAGUGGCUGGGGGGUGGACAAAGUGGGGUUCCUGGGGGUCGUGUUCGGCGUCGUGCGGGGUUGGACUGUCCCGGAGGGAUCGCAUGUGCACCAACCCUCGCCCCCAGCUCCUCGGGGAUCACUGCUUCGGAGACAACCACGAUGACAAAAUAUGCUGGCUACGAUCAUGCAAUGCAAGUUCGUGGUCCGAAUGGUCCAAGUGGUCAAUGUGCUCUGUUACCUGCGGUGGUGGGCAGGUCACUAGGAGCCGCUACUGUAUUACCCCGACUCCCGCUCCGUACGCGGCCGCCUGCUCAGGAAAUGACCGGGACUGGAGGAUGUGCAACAACAAUCUGUGUUCAGGUUUAAAUGUGAUGCUGAACGUGUCUGGCCCUGCCUACAUCCCGCCCUGCCACAAAGAACACUACUCCAACCGAACCUACGAGAGGGUUGACUUUAGUAACUGUAAUAUGACAUUCACAAGGAACACAGCCGUCUCCAACAAUACAGUGGACCACUUUGACUACACUACUGGGAAUUUCAAGUGCCCACAGACCGGUCUGUACUUUAUAAAAUUGCAUUUGUCCCAGCGCUCUAUCGGAACAAAACACAACUACUCGUUAACCGUCAGUUUACGAUGUGGCCUCUGUGUUAAUGGUAAAGGCGUUAGAGGAUUUUACCCAUGGGAAACCGAUGACCGAGAGAUCGGGGAAACUAUGACGUGGUUGAACGGCGGGGACGAAGUCGGCGUCGCCCACUGUGCAGGAAGUUAUCCGAAUGCGACUUUGCCUGAUGUGCCGCUCGACCUUGGACUUGAAAACACGUCGUAUUUUUCUGUAGUCUUAAUAGCGUAAAAAGGAAUCUGUACUCUUGUUACUUCGUGUCACCAAACAUAGACUAAUCUAUUUGUCUGUCUAUGUUAUCGUAGUUUAUCGUUUUACUUGGAUCACGGACACGAAACGUUGAAUCAUGAUCCAAAUCAGUUCGAGCUUCAUAUAAAUAUCCCUAGAAAAAAUUGUUUAUGUAUUUAUUGAACAGAGUUAAUGCAACAGAACUGACAAUCUUGUUUUGCCCCUUCAUAAUUUAUAAAAAGGUGACUUUGACAGUAAAUACCGCAUAUCCACCAUAAAAAAGAAAGAAAAGAAAACCAACGUCCAGAUGCUUGCCAUUCAAGAUAUAUCUAUGUUGACAUUCACUAAUGUUAUACCUAUUUUCAAAUGUAUGUCCACUAUGUUUUAAAUGAACUUGCCAAGUUUUGAGCAAAGAAAGAUCGUUUCAGAUUAAAUGUUGGUGCUGGUUUUUAUUAAAGAGCAAAAAUUUGAAUAUAAGGUAACCGGUGAAACAUGACGGUCCAAAUAUAUAACCGAGCAUUUUUUACAAUCCAGAAUGUCAAGCCCCACACGGGACCA
Molecule: messenger RNA, 2072 nt
Organism: Mya arenaria
Lineage: Eukaryota; Metazoa; Mollusca; Bivalvia; Myida; Myidae
Product: coadhesin-like
Exons: 10
Coding region: 72-1517 (481 amino acids)
Molecular function (GO): protein binding
Source: RefSeq, a predicted model, not a curated record